UAAUGGCAACGACGUUAUGUAGAUUAAUGGCAGUUUAGAAGAAGAUCAACAAUGGAAAUUAUCUUAUUAUAAUUAUCUUAUUAUAAUUAUCUUAUUAUAAUUAUCUUAUUAUAAUUGAUACAAAAAACGAGAAGGAAAAAAAUAAGAGAAAAUGUAACAACAAUGCACGCAAAUAGUGAAUCUAGCAUACCUCAAUUACUUUUUCAUAUACGAAUGGAUGAGAGUGGAACAUUUAACAAGGAUUAUGAAAAAGUUCUCGAGGACAAGGCAAGGCUGCGAGGAAUACUGAAACCACCGUUUGAAGUGUACAGGAAACGUAGAUUACCAGGCCCUCCAUCAGCACAAUAUGUUAACUUUCGACUUGCACCAUUAUUUAAAGAACAGAAUACUUCAUCGGCGAAACAUCUCUCAGAUGCCAACACAUGGACUGUGACUGGAAAAUCAGAAAAACUCCCAGAAUUCCCUAUAAGAAAUUCGACCCGUGAAACAUGGCUUAAAUUGCUCUCUAAAUUGGACAUAGAUGUUGUUUCAUAUUCAAGAAGUCCGAUAUCUUCACCGAUCCCUACGCCAAGCAUGCGCUCUGAUAGCUCAUAUUCAACAAGUAGUUCUGUAACGCCAAUUCCGAUUUUCAAAAGACGAAUUCCAACGGCUACAUUUCUAAUUCGCCGGCCUACAAUUGAACCACCACUACCACUUAAAAUUGAUGAGGAAUUAUUUGAAUCUAUUGUAAAUUCUUUUGAACUAAGAGCACUUCCAUUCAAAAGAUCAACAGAAUCAUAUAAGUUCUAUAUUACACAUUUCCCGCUACUUUUAAAGGGAAUAAGAAACCCUGAACGCUGUUCCACUCCGGGCAGAAAGUCAAAGUCACCGGAUGGGUCAAUGAGCGCCUUGAUUGCCCGGAAGCGGGAAAUGAACGAGAAGAUUGUGGAACUUGAGUACAUGAUGAAGGAAAUGGAGUAUGCAACAGAUACGGAUUGUAAAUUUGUUACUGAAUUGGAAAGCGCUGUGUUCGACCCAACAACAUGGGAUUGGAAUAAGGUAGAUGUGGCUGGAUUGAAACGACGGUACACACUUGAAGCUAUGAAUGAUGAAACAAAGUAGCUGUAUUAAAUCUAGACGAUCGCUAGUAAAAGUUAUCUAAAAUAUAUGUAAUGUUGAAUG
This is a messenger RNA of Ruditapes philippinarum (Manila clam), 1161 nucleotides long. RefSeq lists its product as uncharacterized. Lineage: Eukaryota; Metazoa; Mollusca; Bivalvia; Venerida; Veneridae. The transcript is spliced from 2 exons. Bases 163 to 1101 code for a protein of 312 amino acids. The record is from RefSeq and is a predicted model, not a curated record.